Molecule: messenger RNA, 4074 nt
Organism: Candidozyma haemuli
Lineage: Eukaryota; Fungi; Ascomycota; Pichiomycetes; Serinales; Metschnikowiaceae
Gene: TIP120
Product: Tip120p
Exons: 2
Coding region: 1-4074 (1357 amino acids)
Biological process (GO): protein ubiquitination; SCF complex assembly
Cellular component (GO): nucleus
Source: RefSeq, a predicted model, not a curated record
AUGUCAACCUUUAAUAUCAGACAAUUGGAAGAUAGUGCACGUGAUGUGGACCCCGAUCUUCGGUAUAUGGCCCUUGAGGAUUUCGUUAAGCACUUGAAUAACCCAAAAGUCCAGGCUAGAAAUGUAUCCAGUUUUAUCCCACUUCUUAUUACAUUGCUCAAUGAUAGUGCUACUGAGGUCCAGAAUCAGGCUGUCAAGUCGUUUGCUCCUUUAGUUCGUCAUAUUGAUGACCAGGAGGUUUUAUCUGUGGUGAACAAGUUGUAUGAUGCGGUGUUGAAGAGCUCUAACACUUCCAAGUUUUCUACUUCUGUGCCUAACUUGGCAUUGCGUUCCAUAUUCAACAAUUCGACUUCUAGAUUUGGAAAGAAUUUGGCAAGAAGUGUCAUUGACUCGUUGUUUCCUCGUCUCUUUGCCCCUGAUGCUCCUGUUACUAUUGACAGUAUUGAGAUCAUUAUUGAUUUGAUCAAGGCAUUGGGAGGAACGCUUUCGGCAAGCGAGCUUUCUGGAAUGAUCUUAUCUUUAGUGCGUUUUGCUUAUUCAGAAUCUGGUAUUAUCAGUAAAAGAGCCAUUGUGGCUGUGGAUUAUGCCUUGGAUCAUGUCCACCUGGUUACUCAAGAGCAAACUGUCAGACAACUUCAGUUCUUCGAUAAAGUUGUUAAUGAUAUACAUGCCACAUACUCAGCAAGCUCCAAGAGUGUGGCCGCUAAGAAUACUGAGUUUACUUUGCUUCAGGUGGUCUUGGCUAAAGCUGAUAAGGCCAAACGUGAUGUCUUCUCCGAAGUGUCAGCUCUGAUCAUUUUUUCCGAAGUAACUGCAAACUUAAGACUUGACUCUCUUGCUACUUCUCUCAAUGUGGAAGACUUGGAUGUUGAUGUGUUGGUACUGGAAAAUCUGGUUCGUGAGGAUGCCCUCAUCACAUUGUCAAGUCUUAUCAAUUGCAUUGCUUACGAUACUUUCCUUCAUUCAUACGCCCACUCCGUUGUGGAAAUUGUGCGGGCUUUUAUUGCAUACGACCCAUUGAGGUAUGAUAAUUCUGAUGAUGAUAUUGAGGAUGAUGAGUCCGAGAUCGACUUCUCCGAAGAAGAAGAUUCGAUUGAAAUAUACGAGAACGCAGAGGAUAACGACGGUUUGGCCUCGAAGCUUAGACUUCAAGCCGUCUUUUUGGUCAAGCAAAUGAUACUGGCUUAUCCAGGAAUACUUGGUAUCAUAUAUGGAGAAAACUUGGUGGAGCCUCUUAUCGUUGCUAUCGGUGACAAAAAUGACACCGUUUCUAAUGAGGCUAUUUUUACUACCAUAUUGCUCUUGAAGGCUACCCACUCUGCUGCAACAGUAAGAUCGCGCCCCAACUCUGAUAUCAGCAUGAUGACGGAAAGCGGGAACUCUGGAACUCCUUCUUCCCAAAUGACAACGCGAUUGCCGCCCCUUCUCGAAGACUAUGUGUUCAACUGCCUUUUGACAUCAAAGAAUAUUGCCAGAGUCUCUACCUCCAAUGCUUUGAUAGAGUCAAUGAUCAAGGUCCUUGCUGUAUUCUUAUCGCCAUCAUUCUUGGAAGAGUUAUCCAAAAAGUUCCAAGAGUUCAAGUUGACCCUUAAAACUAAUCCCGAUCUUAUCAAGCUUUAUAAAGUCAUUUUUAAGACUUAUUCGAUAGAUGAUAUACCUUCUGAGCUCCUCCGCUUCAUAUUUGACGAUUUGGUUAGUUCCCUCACGGACACCAAAACGUAUUACAGCUUUAUCUCAGAUAUUUUGCAAGUAUGCAACGAAUUGUAUCCUAAAGUGGCAGGAAAUCAGGAGUAUCAAGAACUCGUUAACAACACAUUGUUCAACCCUAUCGCAGAUAAAAUCAAUGUGAAACAAUACUCAAGUGAUGUGAGGCAGCAUUCUUUGAAUUCGCUCACUGAGCUCAUUGUACACCUUGAUGUAUCACAAGAAAACCUUGCUCAUGCUAUUGAGAUCUACAAGGAGAGUAUGAAUUACGAAGUGACUGUGAACUUCACUAUUGAAAACCUUAUCACCAUUUGCGAAAGAAGACCACAGUUGUUUGCAAACCCUGACUUGUGCAACCUUGUUGUGUCAAAGCUUAAUUCUUAUCUCUCCUCCAGUGACUCGAGUUUGUACGUCAAUUCCUUGGUCUUGUUGGAUGCUAUCUUCGUCAACACUCUUUUCAAAGGAGAGAGCGAAGAUUUACAAAGCGUGACUCGAAAUGUCUUCCACCUUUUGCUGGAAACAAAUGACGCAAACCUCAUCAAUAGGGCUAUUUGUAUCCUUGGACAUGCUCUUAACUAUAUUCCUGCUGAUGGAGAGUUCUUCAAGAAACUCAUCAAUCAAGUCAUCAACAUCAAAUGGAUCGACGAAGAUGACGUCGAUUUACUGUCCCUUGAAUACCUCAUUAACCAAGUCACUAAGAAGUCAUCCCUCGGCGGACAAGAAUUAUACGAUAUUGGUCUACAGAACUUGGUUUUGAGGAACUUUUUGAGUGCCAAGGUCUUAGCGAUCAUUACUCUUGAUUGUGACCUUCAGGACCGAAUCUCGUCAGCAGAAGCCGAGCUUGCCUCCUACUCAGAAAUGACAUACUCAUCUGCUUCCUUCGAUAAGAUCGUGUUCGAUAUCCACUAUUUGGGCUGUAUUGCCGAAGCUGUCGCUUUGACUCGUGUUACCUUUGAAGAGUUCUUUUCCCUUAUGGUUUCCAACAAUAACGAUGUACUCUGCCUCGCCGCUGCUAGAGCUGUUGGCUUAUGCAUCAAAAGGGAUGUCGAGACGUAUUUACCAGUGCUUUUGAAAUACUAUCACUCCUCAAGUCUGAACUCCGAGCUGAAAGGUAGCUUAGUUUUAGUCGCCAUCAAGCAAUUGAUGAAGGGCAACAUGACACACGACAAGCAAAACUUGUUGUCGCACAUUUGGCAUAGCUUGUUCGAUGUUAUCAGCGCUAAAGGUGGGACGCUUUCUCAUAAAGACGUGUCAGAGUUGAAGUUGGCAGGUGAGGUGCUAGCAAAGAUUUGCGAAUUUACCAAACUGGACGAGUACCAAAAUAAACUAUUUGACGUGUUGGAAAGCGGCUCUAUUGAGCAGAGUCAGAUUGACCAUGCUAUCUACACCGUUGUUGUUAUCACCAAACAAUUGAUCAAUGACUCGGAAUCCCAAGUCUUGAACGUGCAGCUUGUGGAGGAGAUUUUGAGAUACCUUUCUAAACCCAACUUGGAAUUAAAGCAAGCCAUUGUUAGUACACUUUUGACGGGUAUACACAACAAGUCGCUCUUAAUUCCGGACCUCCUUAAUGACAAUAUCCUUCCUAGUAUCUACGAGGAAUUGGACGCAAAAGAUGAGUUUAAGAAGGUAAUUCCGAUGGGACCGUACAAGUACGUGGUGGACGAGGGACUCGAAGUCCGAAAGUUGUGCUACGAACUCAUCAAUGCUAUAAUUAACAUUGAUAAUGACCGGUUGAUGGAUAAGGAAGGAGGGGUGAAUCAAACGAAAAUGUUUGAAGUGUUACUGGCCAAGGGCCUCAAUGAUGCUGAAACAAGUAUUGUAAUCAUGGCGGUUCAAAACCUUCUACAAAUCGUUUCAAACGACGAGAAUGUGUUGCAUGCGAUUACAAACCAGCAAGAGAUGAUUUCCGCUCUCACCAAAGUGAUCAAUAAGAAAUUGCGGAGUAAAGCAAGCACGCAAGAAGCGGAAAGUCAAGAGGAAUCAUUGCGUAUGGUUAUAAAACUCCUGAAGGUGAUCAACAACGUGUUGAUACACAGCAACACAUCAAGUGGUGAAUGGGGUGGAUACUUCCACGAAUUGAAAAGCAAGCAUCACCUCUUGUUCAAUGCUGUGGAGGUCUACAUCAGCACCUCUCCAGCGUAUGUGGCCAGUUUACCAGGGCGCGUGUGGGCCUUUGUGGUUGCCCUCUUUGUUUCAGCUAUUGAGAGAAUCUGGCUGGUACUAGAUACGGGGCUCUACUACAUCAUGAACGGGAUUCUUAUGGUGUUGUCGUUUGCCGAUGCCCUUUUGGACUUUUCCGACCGUGUUGUUCAAAAUUACGAACUAGCCAAGAAGGUGUUUAAGUUAUCGAUGCACAAUAGCAUCAACUAG